Messenger RNA from Vicugna pacos (alpaca), 4961 nucleotides. The record is from RefSeq and is a predicted model, not a curated record. Lineage: Eukaryota; Metazoa; Chordata; Mammalia; Artiodactyla; Camelidae.
UCGCGAGACCGGGACCCAUUAGGGUCGCUGGUGGUUACGGGGUCGCAGCCUGACGUUCUCUCGGGCGCCUCUCGGUCCUGCAGCCCAACCCUCCGUUCGGCCUGCCUCUGGCCCACCGAGAGUGAAGGCUGAGUAAAUGGCCGGCAGGAGUAGCGAUGAGAAUGAGGACCAUCCGAAGGUUAAACGGCCUUGCGGGCGGCCUCCUGGCUCUAAAAUUCGGCUCUCGGCAGCGGCUUAGGCCGCCCGGGGCGAAGCGGAGCACCCGGCUCCCGGCCGGACGCCUGUCAUGAGGAGGCGGAGGGUCAUGCUCCUGGAAGACAACUUGAAAAUUCUCGAGAAGCUGGAAGAAUGCUUGAGUAACACCGACGUGGGGCGCCUUCCUGGCGUUAAUGAGGCAACCGUGCGCACCGUUAGGAAAAACGAGAAGGCCAUCAGGGACAGCGUGGAGAAUGUUUCGCCCAUCUACUCCUAAGUGCUGUGCAUUCCCCGUGACUUUUACAUCGAGAUGGAGACCGAGUUAAUCCUUUGGGUCGAGGAUUAGACCGUAGAGGGGCCUCUGACGAUGAAGGCCAUUUGGCCUGGCCAGACGCGUGUACAAGCAGCUGGUGGAGACCACUGGGAAGGGCAACCCAGAUACGUUUCAUGCGAGCAAGGGAUGGUUUGAGAGGUGUAGAAAUCGCUAUAGUCUGCGAAAUUCGAGGUUGAUGGGGCAGGAAGAAUCUUUAAAUGCCCAGUCAUUACCCGAGUAUUCCAAGCCACUCCAGAAACUGGUCAGAGCUAGAGGCUUUGUACCUCAGCAGGUCUUCAACGCUGAGGAUAUGAGCCUGUUUUGGAAGUGCUUGCCUUCGCGUACUUUUAGGGAAACAGACAAAAUCCAGAAAGUUUAGAGGAAGCUGAAGACACCAAGUCCCUAAUUUUUUUGUGCCAGUGCCGUAAGUGACAAAAUGAUAAAGCCGUUGCUGCUUUGUAAAGACCCUGAUCCCACUUGUCUUAUGGAAAAAAUAAAAAAUAAAAAACGCCGUCUUGUUUUCUGGCGAGCCCUAACAAUAUGGUUAACAGCUGACUUCUUUUUGGAUUGGUUUCGUAGUUGUUUUAUCUGUCAAACCUAGAGUUUUUUCACAGAAAAAAAUCUUGAAUUUAGAGUGUUACUGAUUUGGACAGAGGUCCCAGUCACCCGGACUCAUUCUUUGCUCAUCCUACUGUUGAUACUGUGUUUUCUCCCCCUGGAAAGCACUAACUGCCUUCAGCACUUGGAUCAGGGUAUAAUUGGAGCAUUCAGGAGAUAUUACACCAAGCAUAUGUUUGACCACUUUACUGACUAUUGAAAAGAACCCUUGCCUCACUUUGAAAGAAACAUGGUAACAGUGAACAUUGCUGAAGUUUUGGUAGUGAUAAGAGGUGAUGGAUGAUGUAAAACCAGCUGCUCUUAAUAAAGUCUGGCGGAAACUUUGGAACAAUACUGUGAAUGAUUAUGUAUGUUUCCCUAGAGCUAAUUAAGUUGAAAAAAGUCAUAGAGUCUGCAAGAUGGAUGUGCUUUAAAUUCAUUGAUAUUGAUGAAAGUGAAAUUAAUGAGCUACUUCAGUUUCAAACUUUGGCAAUAACAGAGUAUAUCUAUAGAUGAGGAAGAACACAAGUCUUUGAAAGUAGACAUAAAGAUGAAUCUAAGGAAAUUAAAUGCUGUCUUAUACCAAGUGUGGAAGGACUAUCAUUUAGUCAUUCAGCAAACAUUUAUUAAGCAUAAUCUGUGUGAGGCCCUGUGCUAAACUCUGGACAUCUCAGGAAAUCAUCUCAGGAUCUAAGGUAAAAUGGUCAUUAACAGUGGCUUUAUUAAUGUCACAGGUAUCAAAGAUCACAGUCUUGAUUUACUUUAGUGGACUUCAAAUAAAAAGGUUCUUUUUUUAGGACCACUUGGCCUCAUUUUCUGUAACCCUGUUUUUUCCAUACAUGCUAAAUUCUUAAUCUCAGAUGGAGAUUUUCUGAGUUAAGCUUCUUUGGUAGUUGGCAUGAGAGUACUUGCUCUUGAAUUGCUGUCAUGGCCUUAUGUUUUAUAAAGUACUCUUAUAUUAAUCUACUCUAUUAAUUAAUCUUCACUUUAGACCUAUGAAGGAGAUGCUAGCUCUUUCUUUACCAAAAAAACCCCUCAAAAGCUCAGAGAGGUUGAGUAAUUUGCCUGAGCCUGUAUAGCUGUUGAUGUAAAUGAUAGGGCUAGGCCUACAGCUGACUUAAGACACUUUGCUAGAAGUGUAUUAGGCCUUUAAAAAUUUAUAGUCCCACAGAAUGAGACAGACAGGUAAACAGGUAAAUUAAACACAGGUUGUGAACUGGUGCCUGCAGGCCAGAUUUGGCUAACGUGUUUUGUAUGGUCUGCCCAGUUUAAAACAAUUUUGAAUUGGUUUUCAGCAUUUCCCCCCACCCCGUCCCUGCCUUUAAGGUGCUAUUUACAUAAAAUACAGUUCGCCAAUUUAAGUGUAUAGUUUGUUGAAUUUUUUAAUGUUUGUGUAACCAGUACCACAAUCAAGAUAUAGAACAGUUUCCUUGGCUUAAAGUUUACUUGUGCCCUUGUCUACUCAAUCCCUUCUCCUGCCCCAGAAAUGUCAUUUAAUAAUCAAGAUAUUUCACAUUAAAAAGCUAGAUUAAAAAAUUGGAAACCCUGACGAAGUGGACUCUGCAUCCCUGAAGGGCAAUAGUCAAUCAUUAGCUUGCUUCUUUUUAAAAUUUGUUUGCAUCUCCCCAUGGUUGAUGUUAAAUGCUGCAACAGAAAUGUGUACAAAGUGCCUUAGGGGAAACAGAGGACUGUGGGACUAAUUAACCUUGGGAAAGACUGCACAGAGCAGCUGGCCUGGAAAGACGAAAGAGUUCAUAGGGAGAGCUGUCGGGAGCAAGAGUGUUCUAAGCCAAGGAGGAUUAGAAGGGAGAUCCUGGGAGAAGGGGGUGACAGGGGAACAGGAAGGCAGCCACGUGUGUGCUUCAUUUAUUUGUUUUUGUUGGCGGGAUGAGCCUCUAUAAAGUGUAAGAGUUUUGUGUAUCUGUAUUAGUGUUUGUGGGCUGUUGUUUCUGAAGGUUUUGUAUAUCUAAGAAACUUAGGUCUUUUUAUCUCUGCAUCUGUGGAGAUUUUAUGAUUCGCGCGUGUGUGUGUGUGUGUGUGUGUGUGUGCAUUAGAAUGGGAGGGGAAAAUUAGUAUUUUUAUUUUUGCAGGGGUUGGAGGUUUGCAUGUGGUGCUUGGGUUGCCCAGUGAAAACUUCUCCCUCUUUCCCCGCCCCCUCCUUCUGGCCUGGCUGGGACCUGGCUGGGCAGUGAGGCAGGCAGCAGGUGGUAAGGCGAGAGGGCUGUUCAGGCCCUUCGUUCCCGCCCAUCAGCCAGCAACUCGGGCCGAAGGUCCAAUAGGCUGUGCUGCUCAGUUACUGGCGACGCCAUGGACAGGCUGGGCGCACGGUGCCCCCUGCCAGGCUGCCCUCGGCCCUCAGUCCUUAUAUGCCUCCUGGUGAGUGUUCCACCCUGCUGUGAGUCCUCUCAUCUCUAAACCUCCACCCUGGGAUUGAGGAGAGAAGGUGCAUUUGUCUUUACUCUUCCUGGGAUUUUGAGCUGGAGGCAGAUCCUGACAGCUUCUUUCCUGACAUACCCCAUGCUCAGGACCCUUAGCCUGCAGCUCCACUCAGUUGUCACUGGCAGCUAUGUCUCCGGCACUUACUCCAUUGUCUUUGCCAACUGUCCCAACGAGCAGAUUGCCAGAGAUAUUGCCAGGGCUGUCCUGGAUAAGAAGCUGGCUGCAUCUGUGAACAUCCUGCCUAAGGCAUCCUCACUGUACUUUUGGAAUGGAGAAAUAGAAGAGGCCACUGAGAUCCUGUUGCUAAUAAAGACGAAGACUUCCAAGGUCCAUACGCUGUCCAGCUACAUCAGGUUGAUGCAUCCUUUUGAAAUCCCAGAGAUCUUCAGUCUUCCCAUAGACCGAGGAGAUGCACACUAUUUAAAGUGGCUGGAGGAGAGCAUGAAGGAGGAAUGAGUGGGGGCUUUUUGUGCACCCUGCUGGCAGCCUUGAGCCUUCAGCAGCUGUACCAUGGGGGAGGAGAGGCUUCUGUCUGCCUCGCAGUGUCGCCAUGUUUUUGUCAGCACAGAGGAGCUGAGUCACUUUGGAGGAUGAAGGUCUGAGGCUCCUGAGGCUGGAAGAGGACACUGGGCCAUUCAGGCCAAACAAGAACCCAGUGGAACUUGUCUCCGAGUGUGUCGUGCUUGAAGGUGGCCAGGGGUGGGAUGAUGAAGAUGAUCGUGUGUAGGGGCCAAGGGGAAGUGGCAGUGAGGGUGGUAUUUGUCAUCUGCAGUCACUGAGCCAAUGUCGAGUACCUAGUAUGUAAUUACUCUGCUUCUCAUGAGGGGUGGACCUGAGGACCUGUUCACUUAGGAGUGUGGGAGAAAUGCCACUUUCUAGGGGAACCAGAAGUACUUUAUCCAAAAGGAUGAAUUGGUAAUGGAAUUUCAAGGCCAAGCAGAAUUAGCUCUCCUGGCUAAAGAUGGUGUUUGUUACUCCUGGGUCCUGAGGACGCGGGGCUGGGAGCGGGCUUCAUGAGUGCAUUCAGAACCGGGGAACAGCAGGGCUGAGACACAGCCUCUCGGGUUGGGAGUGGUCUUGGCUCUUUCCAGGCCUAGUGUGGCAGACAUCAGCAGGUUCUGGUGCCUUGCUCAGUGGCGACGUAGAUUCUGAGCCCACCAUGCUAACCUUUCCACUUGAGCACUGAAACCGAGCAUCCCCGGGUAGGAAAGAACCCUCAGGAACUGCUAGACCGGUGUUGUUCAGACUUGGUCCACAGAGCCCAGGGGCUGACAGGAGGCACCCUAGGGGCCACCUGGGCGUGGCGGUAAGAGUUGGGGCCCCCACUCACACCUCAGCCAGUGCAGCUGUGCUUUUAUUAUUUGUGUAUGUAGAGCUAAGUGUGUGGUGUUUGUUUGAUAAAGGUUUGUAAGUCAGU